Messenger RNA from Phyllostomus hastatus (greater spear-nosed bat), 3479 nucleotides. RefSeq names its product transmembrane protein 30A (gene CDC50A). The transcript is spliced from 7 exons. The record is from RefSeq and is a predicted model, not a curated record. Bases 117 to 1202 code for a protein of 361 amino acids. Gene Ontology annotation, biological process: phospholipid translocation. Gene Ontology annotation, cellular component: endoplasmic reticulum; Golgi apparatus; plasma membrane. NCBI's taxonomy places the organism in Eukaryota, Metazoa, Chordata, Mammalia, Chiroptera, Phyllostomidae.
CGCUUGUAUUUAGGAGGUCGCGGCGGCAGCCGCGCCUGCGCGUCUACUGCCAGAGUCAGCAGGCGGGUCCCUUGGGCAGUCCACCUGAGUGUCGCGGAGCCGAUUCCGGGGGGUCCAUGGCGAUGAACUACAACGCGAAGGAUGAAGUGGAUGGUGGGCCCCCGUGUGCUCCUGGGGGCACCGCUAAGAACAGGAGACCGGAUAAUACGGCCUUCAAACAGCAACGGCUGCCGGCUUGGCAGCCCAUACUUACGGCGGGCACGGUACUACCUACCUUCUUCAUCAUCGGCCUCAUCUUCAUCCCCAUUGGCAUCGGCAUCUUCGUCACUUCCAACAAUAUCCGCGAGAUCGAGAUUGAUUAUACCGGAAUAGACCCUUCCAGUCCAUGCAAUAAAUGUUUGUCUCCAAAUGUGACACCUUGUGUUUGUACCAUUAACUUCACUUUGGAGCAGUCAUUUGAGGGCAAUGUGUUUAUGUAUUAUGGACUAUCUAAUUUUUAUCAAAACCAUCGUCGUUAUGUAAAAUCUCGAGAUGAUAGUCAACUAAAUGGAGAUUCUGGUGCUUUACGUAAUCCCAGUAAGGAAUGUGAGCCUUAUCGAAGAAAUGAAGACAAACCAAUUGCUCCUUGUGGAGCUAUUGCCAACAGCAUGUUUAAUGAUACAUUAGAAUUGUUUUUGGUUAGCAAUGGAUCUUACUGGACGUCCAUUCCUUUGAAAAACAAAGGUAUUGCUUGGUGGACAGAUAAACAUGUGAAAUUCAGAAAUCCCCCUGGAGAAGGCUCCCUAGAACAACGAUUCGAUGGUACAACAAAGCCGGUAAACUGGGUUAAACCAGUGUACAUGCUGGAUUUUGACAAAGAUAAUAAUGGGUUCAUAAAUGAGGAUUUUAUUGUUUGGAUGCGUACUGCAGCGUUGCCCACUUUUCGUAAGUUAUAUCGUCUUAUAGAGCGGACGAAUGAUUUACAUCCAACAUUACCAGCUGGACAAUACUGUUUGAAUGUCACGUACAAUUACCCUGUACACUCUUUUGAUGGACGAAAACGGAUGAUCUUAAGUACUAUAUCAUGGAUGGGAGGAAAAAAUCCGUUUUUGGGGAUUUCAUACAUCGCUGUUGGAUCCAUCUCGUUUCUUCUGGGAGUUGUGCUGCUAGUAAUUAAUCAUAAAUAUAGAAACAGUAGUAAUACUGCUGACAUUACCAUUUAAUUUUAUAUUCUGAAAACAAAUAUACCGCAUGUGCAUCAAGGCCAGUUUUAUUCAACCUAGCUUUUGAAUGCUGAUGUCUGGUUAGUAUGUCAUUUUUGAAGUUCUCACAUAACUUCUUAUUUAAAAAGAACAGCCUUUGUCCUUUGCUUCUUCCUUAUGGAUGACCUAUGAAAACAUAUGACGGGUAUAAAACAGAUUAGCUAUAUUGAUUGAUCAUGUCAGCCCUGUAAUUGCUGAAAUGACAUUCUAAUGUUUGAUUUUUGUUGGGACAGGCCAUAUGAUGCAUAGAGCCUCUAUCAUGUGAAAUGUGUCUACUGCUUAAAUGUUUAUGCCCUGUUAAUAUUAUAUUGACAUAUAUGCUGUAUAUGUAUAUAUGUGUGCCUAUUGUGUGAAGAUGUAUGCGUAUAAUGACUUGCUCACAUUGCAGGAUUCAGAGUUACAAAAAAAUGAAGAAAGACCAAAUCUAAAUAAAACACUUCAUCAUUUUCAUGUGUCGUGUGUAAAAGCUUAAAGUACCAUCUUUGGUAAGGUGGUUCAUGUAUUUAAUUUAUCCAGUAUAGUUCUCUAUCAAACUUAGUUUUGAUUUCACCUUUGAACUCUUACUUACUUUGUCUAGCAUAGGAAUUAAAGCUCAUGUCUGAAUAGGUCUCAGGUAGGAGAAUUUAAAAUUCCUCUUUCCAUUGGGUUAAGAUGUUACAGUCAGGAACCCCAUCUUACUUUGAUAUGUUUUUACAUGUCAUCAUGGAAAUACCUCAAGCUGUUUUUAUUUUGCAGGUAAGUGUUUUGACUUGAGUACUAAUAUUACAUUGCAGAAAUUUUUAAAAAAUGGUAACCUUCAUUUCCUCUAUAUUUCAUUCAAUUUUUGCAUGUAGGUCAAAUCUGGAUGUGUAUGCACAUUCUUUUUAGUUAAUGCACCAAUUGUUUUGGUUGAUUUACCUAACACAUAUUUUAAAAAGAGGUUCUUUAAAUUUCCUAAUUAAAUUCUGGAGAUAUUUGAUUAUGUACAUGAUAAAUUAUAAUAUAUAUGGUUAAAACUUUUGUUUUCUAUUAACUGGAAUUAUUUUAAUAUUCCUUAUUGAAUAAAUGCUAUAAUUUGUUUUCUGUGGAACUUAUUCCUGAAUGUAAAUUUAUUUUUCCACAUGCAUGAGAUGUGUAUCUUAAGUAGAGAGCUUAAUUGCAUUGAAAUUGCUUUUUUUUUUUAAACUCAUGUUUGUGUAGAAUGCCUGCUUAUUUAGAGUUUCUAAUGGUUUCCUUCUAUUAUAUUUUAAAUCUAAUGGUCUGGGUAACAUAUCAAUUUUGAUGAAUAUGUUUUUUUAAAAAAGACAAAAAAUAAUAUAAUGUUUAAUAGUAGAAAUGUGCCACACUUCUUAAGUUUUGUAUAGUGUGACUUUUAACUGGUAGACUAUUACUGGCGUGAGGUAUUUAAUGUAUGAUUACCCUGAAAUUUCUGAGUGCAUGUGGUAUUCUUUGUCCAAGAAUAUUCUUUGUUUUUGUCAGUCCUUCAGAAUAUUAUUUAUUCUGAUAAUUGAUCCUCUUACACAAGGCAGUCUAUCUUCUGGGAUACACCACUGGGGGAGAGGGGUUUCUGGGAGUCUUUCCAGAUUGUGCUGUUUAAGGAGGACUACCGUCCUGCAUCCCUUUUUUCUAAUUGGGGGACCAAAGGUGCUGCUGAAGAAAAGUUAAAGACCCCUUCUAACACUUUCCAUCUGUGGUGAAGAUGGAAUCUUAAAAUAUAUUUGGAGUUUUAUCUAUUGUAUAAGCACAUUGAUAGCUUCAGUUUCUCCCUGUCUCCUGCCAUUUGAACUCGAAGGGAUUCCUGUUGGUAACUAUGAAGAAUGUGGAACAUUCAUAUGGCCUCUGUGAAGCAUGAGGGGAGAGGAACCAUUUCUUUCUUAUGGGCUUUAUGCUCAUCUUUAGGAAACAUUAAUGUAAUAUUGUCAUAUUCAACUUUCAAAGAAUUAUUGCAUUGUAAGACAAAUGGGUUAAAUAGAAAGCAUUGAAGAAUGCAUUAAUUUGCAGGAAGUAUUUUGAUAUAUGAAGUUUCUCAAUUGAAGGAAUUAUUUAAUAAAGGCUAAGAAAUUUCUUUUAAAUAAUAAGGCAGUUUAAAAAUAAAUUGGUAAAAAUAGCUGUAUUAUCAAAUAGAGAAUUAUUCAACCAAGAGGAGAGUCAAGUGAAUAUUAUUUGUUUAUUGGUCAGUAACAUUAUUUGUAACCUUGAUUAUAUUAAAAGAUAACUUUCUUUUAAUAUGUUCUAUAUUAAUAAAAUGAACAAAAUUAA